AUGAGUAAAAUGUCAAACAAGGAUACAGGAAAUUCCAUUGAAACAAAUGACGUUGAAGCUGCUAUCGUGGAUGAAGUAGAAUGUAACGAUUCAGACACCACCUACUGUGUGGAGAACUUUAAUUACCAGGUGUUUAGCGGUACAACGGCUUCAGUUCCACCUCUGACCAAGCCACAGAAGGUCAAGUACUCAUUCAAACGCCCCGGGUUGAUUGCCAGACAACUUUCCUACAAACUUCGGUCAAUCAACUGGAGUGCAACUAAGGAGCAGCUCUCUAUUAAAAGCAACUCCCCGAUGCAGUUAUUACUUCUAGCGGUUUUGAUUAUCCUGUUUUUCGUUAUUUUAACCUUGUUAAUCUUGAGUCAGAAAAACCUGAGUGCCGAACGCUGGCUUCGUACGCACCAGUGUCAGUCGUACCGCUGUCUCAACGCCGCUGGUCUAAUGUUUGAGAAAUUGAACAAGUCUGUCUCACCAUGCGACAAUUUUUAUCAGUACGCUUGUGGACAACACUUUCAACCACAUCAUCCCACCGCGCAACCGGAUACGCCAAAUGCCCAGGGAGGUCAAGCGUAUCAGUCAGGUUUCAACAGUGAAGCUGUAAUGUAUCUCAAUAAGGAAAAGGCUGGGAAACUGCUGCGAAUUCACCGACCGGCCAUCGAUCAUCUAACCCAGAUAAACAUACAUGCUAUUAUCUCUGGUAUGAAUCACAUCUACUCCACUCAGUACACAAAAGCCAAUUCGGCCAAGUACAAAGUUUCACAAUGGUAUCAAUCUUGCACGCACCGGACAAUGAGAAAUUGGUAUGGAACUCGUACGUUCCUUUCCACGGCGGUGCCAGCACUUGGUGGUAUUUGGCUUCUUGAUAGGAAUGCUACUAACGAUACCGGGGCGACAGCAGCCACAAACGACUGGCCAACUAGAUUCUUCUGGAGUACUGCUCUCACAAAGGACAUAGCAAUGAAAAGUGAUUGGUCAUGGAUGGAAUCUGUUAAGAAGCUACAAGCGGCGCUUCAUGUACCCGCCUUUGUAGACCUCAGCGUACAGUCUGAUCAACAAUCCAUGCCGAUAGUCUAUUUCACACCCGACUGGACUGCUUGGCUUGCUGGAAGAUACUACUCAUAUUAUGAGAAAUACAUAACGAGUAUAUUUCAACAGUUGGGUGUGGAAGCUGGCAUUCCAUAUGGCGAUACCGAAUUCACGGAACGAGUCAAGCAAGCCAUCAAGGAUGUUGAACUGGUUGGCAAGCAAAUGUAUCAGAUUAUCCAAGGUGCCAGAACUAAAGAACGCGAAAGUGUCACUCUAGGUCAACUCAGUGAAAUCGGUUCGACGUUCGAUUGGAAAGGACUGUUGACGUACUACUUCAAUGAAGUUGGUAUUGCCUUCGAUGACAACUAUCGUGUCUAUUCACGAUCGGUGAAAUAUAUGAAAAAGUUACCGAAGAUGAUUGCAGACCUUCAAAAGAACUAUUCCCAAGCAGUAUUCAACAGAAUUUUGAAUAACUACAUGCUGUGGAACACGCUUGAUAGUUAUGCGUGGCAUUUGUCCUAUGAGAUGGCCUCGAUUCAGAACAAACACUAUUCCUGGAUGGACUCGGAUUUGGAAACCGAUUGCUUCCUAUUCACCCACCAACUGUUCAGCACUGUCCUGGGUGCCAUCUUCGUGGAAAAUCAUUUACAUGACGAGGCAGUCAACCAUACGAAAGCCAUGUUGAGUUACCUUAAGUCUACCGCAAGAGAACAGGUGGAACGGACUAAGUGGAUGGAUUACGAAACGAAAAGGAGGCUUGAGAAAAGAAUAGAUGAAAUGGAAAUAAAGUAUACUGUGCCAGAAAUCAUGACCAAUGAUGUCAAAUUGGAUUACGCAUACAGACGGCUCAAAUCUUCAUACAUCUACAUGGAGAAUCUUCUAUCCUCAAUCGCAUACCUUCGAGCAAUGUACAACCGCCUACUCGCAGGAAUCGCUGAUCCAGACGAAAACGACUGGCUUAGUGAUAGGGUCAACGUGUACGAUGCGAAGAUUGGUAUGCAGAUUGUGAAAGAUCAACUCUACGUACCUCUUGGAGCAGUACAGCCUCCGGUCUAUCAUCAUUCACUACCGGCGACCCUGAAUUUCGCUGCUUUUGGAUCGAUGGUUGCCACAGCCAUGGCUCACUUGCUCGGUGAAAUUGGUUCAUACAAACUCACUGAGAACUCGCAGUUAAUCUGGUCUGACAGGAGCUGGCAAGAAUAUCUGAAGCACUGGCAGUGCGUCAGGAAUCAGAUUGGCAAUGAGACCCAGGCUUACUUGAAUGCAUCUUCAUGGUUGAUGAUCUACAUCUCAGCUGGACUUGAUGACGCGGCAUCCCAGAUUAUUGAUGAUGCAACAGGCCUGCUGAUUACCCGUCGGGCUUUGGACAAAUGGAUGGAUGAGAAAGAGAACUCACUGGAGGAUGCUAUUCUGCCCGGAGAAUAUAUGGCUCGACAUGAACAGUUCUACACUGCUUACGCCCAGACGUUCUGUGAUAAAAUGAGCGAAAGCGAACAGUUUUACCAGCUGUUCGCUGGGGAUCAGGCCGUUCCCUUUGAAGUAAUCACUACUAAUUCGGUGUUCCCACCAGGCCUGACCAAUGCGUCAGAGAUGCCGAUGGGCACUUUGCUCCUGGACACGCCGUCAGUGAACGCAACACUUGCAGUCCAGGGAGAGCGCCGGAUGACACGCGGUUGCCUGCAAAACGGAUGCAGAACGAAUGGAAUCAUCAGAGGCGAGAUGGCCAAUUGGUUAGAGGGCGAAUUGACUGACCAGAAGGUCCGUGGUUCGAACCCAACAUCUGCCUCCCGACUUGCCCUGUCUAGGCUUGGGCAGCCUGAAAGUAUCUUAGUCCUCGUGCAACCUUCGGGUGGCACGGCAGUUAGGCACCGAAAGGGUGCUACAGCUGGACGAUUUUUUUCUGGUCACUCGACACGUCAGCAGAAGUGGAGCAUCGCUGUCACCCGAUGUGAGCCAUCCUGGCUUUUCUGUCAACCAAUACCAUCCGCCAAUCCCAUGGCCCAUUAA
Opisthorchis viverrini is the source of this 3033-nucleotide messenger RNA. RefSeq lists its product as hypothetical. The transcript has 15 exons. Gene Ontology annotation, cellular component: plasma membrane. The coding region runs from base 1 to 3033 and encodes 1010 amino acids. The record is from RefSeq and is a predicted model, not a curated record. NCBI's taxonomy places the organism in Eukaryota, Metazoa, Platyhelminthes, Trematoda, Opisthorchiida, Opisthorchiidae. Gene Ontology annotation, biological process: protein processing. Gene Ontology annotation, molecular function: metalloendopeptidase activity.